AACUUACAUAUACACUCGAAAACUAUUUUAUCAACAAGCAAACAAUAGGUUCUUUCAAAAAACAGACGAAGUACAUUAAAAAAAUUACGCUCUUAUAAACUGCAAAAGGAAUCCAUGUGACUUUAUACGAUAUAUUACUUAUGCGUGCUUAGCCCCACUAUUGUAGUUGGUGUCUGAUCGUAUAUUUUGUGGAAAAAGACCAGGCGUUAAUCUUGCCAUACUCGGGUGCUUUCCAUUUGAGAAUCAAAAGAAAAACAAUGGUGAAAUUUCCGUCUCUGUAUAUAUUACUCAUAUUUUUUUAUGCAGCCGCACAAACUUUGGGAAAUGAAACUGAGGAUCAACGGAAUGAUGGUUUAAUUACGAAUAGAGUUGGUGCUGAAUCUUUGCUACACAGGCUAGUUGAAGAUGGGCAUAGACCAAUAUAUGAGAAUGGAGAUGAUGGGGCAAUAAUGAAAAUGAGUCGAAAUGUUGAUGAAAGCAGAGCGGAGGAAAGUAUAUCAAAGUGUGAAAAUUUUUCAGACAAUAUAGGAGAGAUGAAUUGUAAUGGUUCAAACUUCCAUUACACUUGCUACCAAGUGACCGGCAUACAUUACGUUGGACUCUAUAUUACCUUUGACAUACGUUAUGAUGAUUACUUCUUUCGCGUGAAAAUGACGAUGAACGAUAAUCAAUUGACCAAAUAUUUCAUGAAUGGCAGCAUAGCAAAGUUUAAAAGUGGAAUUCGGGGCUUACCGAUUGUGACAGCUAACAUCUAUGAUGUCGUCGCAAAUCCGAGUUGCCGACAUUUCUGUGUUGAUGUUACUACGACUAUAAGAUCGAAAUUUAUCGUGAGAAACAUUGGUUGUUUUAUCGACUAUUAGUGUCGGAAAGCGCCACCACCACCACCACCACCACCACCACGAUGGCGAUGGUCAUGAUGAUGAUGAUGAUGAUGAUGAUGACGACGACGAUGAUGAUGACGAUAAUGAUGUCAGAGACUACGAUAAAAGACAAGAACGUCGAUUAUGAUGAUAAGAUGCGUUCAGUCUUAAGAGAAAUCGUGAAAACAAGACUAAUGGUGAUGCGCGUUGUUGGUACCAUCAUGUUUCACCAUUGAAAGUCCCUUGUCCUCCACUCUGUCUCAUCAUCACAACCGUCGUCGUAGUCGUCGUAGUCGUCAUCAUAAUCAUUGCUGUUAUCAUGUUCAACACACAACACGAACGCAUACGUCAUGCAUCCACAUUAACAUAUUUGUGGGUGCGCUUGUAUGUGUUUGUGUGUGUGUGUUGGCAGCUGCAUACAUGCAAAUAUAUAUGUGUGUGUGUAUAUGUAUGUAUUUAUAUAUGUAUAUAUGCAUGUAUGCAUGC
Messenger RNA from Octopus bimaculoides (California two-spot octopus), 1346 nucleotides. RefSeq lists its product as uncharacterized. The record is from RefSeq and is a predicted model, not a curated record. Lineage: Eukaryota; Metazoa; Mollusca; Cephalopoda; Octopoda; Octopodidae.